AUGACACUGUCUUGUCCUUACUCGAAAAAAGGAUAUAUUAAUAAAGAUUUUGUUGCUCAAAAAAAGUUUGCUCUUGAUUUAAUUAGUAUUUUACCUGAACAAGAUUUUAAUAACCGUUUAUCAAUUUCAUUAAUUAUUUUCAAUAAAAAAGCAAUUUUACAAUUUCCUUUUGUUAUUGGAAGAAAACAAAAUGAUAUUCUUAAAGAAAUUGAAAGUAUUGAACAUACAGGAGGGCCUACUUCUUUAGUGGCUGCUUCAGAAACUGUUUGGGAAAUUUUUUUUAAAUUUUACUUCAAAAAAUUGUAG
Meloidogyne enterolobii is the source of this 306-nucleotide messenger RNA. Lineage: Eukaryota; Metazoa; Nematoda; Chromadorea; Rhabditida; Meloidogynidae. The record is from the annotation of a GenBank genome assembly.